This is a messenger RNA of Bicyclus anynana (squinting bush brown), 1370 nucleotides long. Its product is annotated as DNA replication complex GINS protein PSF1. The record is from RefSeq and is a predicted model, not a curated record. Gene Ontology annotation, cellular component: GINS complex. The coding region runs from base 315 to 800 and encodes 161 amino acids. The transcript is spliced from 3 exons. Gene Ontology annotation, biological process: DNA strand elongation involved in mitotic DNA replication; DNA replication. Lineage: Eukaryota; Metazoa; Arthropoda; Insecta; Lepidoptera; Nymphalidae.
UCAUUUAUCAAUAACAACAACAAAAGUUUUACUUUUGAGUUUUGAAGUUAUUUUGGAGGCAAAGCAAAAGUUAACUUUUCUAUUUUAUUUUAAUAACUUAAGUGUUUCAAAAUUCUUAAAAAAUAGAAUGUAGUAAAAUUUGUUUACCUUAUUUUUUUCAUUAUUCCAGUGAAAAAAUUGUUAUAAUCAAUUAUGUUUGGAGAAAAAGUAAUAGAAUUGUUGAAGGAGGCUGACAGAAAUCGUGAAACUAUAGACCAAUUUAAUUAAUUUUCAUUUAUUUAUAGGAUGAAAAAAUACGGCAAAUUAUAGAGGAAAUGCACGUUUUGUUCAAGAUGAAUAUGGACGAUGCAAAUGCUACAACAGAAAACAAGUCCCUGUGGACAACAGUUCAAGUGAGACAUUCAGCGUUGGAAAGAAAUAAGCGCUGUCUCCUAGCCUACCUGUACAACAGAAUGGACAAAAUAAAAACUCUUCGAUGGGAGUUCGGCUCCGUCCUUCCUCCAGAUGUACGAGAGUUACUCUCAGAUACUGAAUAUGAUUGGUUUUCUAAAUACUCUACGAACUUGGCACAAUACAUGAGGUCUUUAGGUGAAGAUAUUGGUUACAGUGGAAUAGACCUCACAGAGAACUUGAGGCCUCCCAAAUGGUUGUAUAUAGAGGUGCUCUGCCUCACAGAUUAUGGUAAACUAGAGUUGGAGGAUGGAGAUGUUGUGAUGCUGAAGAAGAACAGUAGACAUUUCUUGCCAACUUCAGAGUGUCAGACAUUAAUUAGACAGGGUGUUUUGAAACAAAUUGUUUAGUUCAUUUGUUUGUGAGUCUAAUUGUUGGGUGUGGAAUAUCAUCUCCCUUUUAAAAGUAAGUGUGAUUUAGACAAUAGACCCACCACACCAAUCAAAGGCACAUUGUUUGCCAUGGGGAGACCAAAUGAAUUUAUAUUCUGCAAACCUUAGUGGUAAUGACCUGGACCAUCUUACGGUGUUCAGUGAGUUAGGUCCUUGUGUUGCCACCAAUUUCUUAUGUUUGUUACUGUGAAUUUCUGUAUAAAACUCCCCAAUGUGCUAUACUUACUUUGUCUGAUCCAGGACUCACUAUCUAUAGUUAAACAGGCUCACUUAAUUAAUGUAAAUUGGCUGUAAUGUCUGCUGAAACUUCUCAAAUAAGGGUCUAGAAUCUAUGGUAUUUAGAUAAUUUUAUACUUAAAGAAUUAAUGUAAGUGUGCAUUUUUGUGUGUUAAUUAAUAUAACUUUGUUGUAUUUGUUGCUUUACAUAGCUUAAUAUUUUUUCUGUAUGUACUAUGUUUUUAUGCUAUUGAAUUAAUAAUAUAAACUUAUUUAUGCAUAAAUGAUAAAAACUUUAUCUGCUUUUUAAGA